Molecule: messenger RNA, 1591 nt
Organism: Anoplophora glabripennis (Asian longhorned beetle)
Lineage: Eukaryota; Metazoa; Arthropoda; Insecta; Coleoptera; Cerambycidae
Exons: 2
Coding region: 202-681 (159 amino acids)
Source: RefSeq, a predicted model, not a curated record
ACCUGCUCAAAAUAGGUGUGAAAUCCCUAACUUUACAUUUCCGAUAUAAAUCGCAGGAUAAGGGAGAUAAAUUUGUUUUUCACAUUUCAUCUAAUUUUUUAUUUUGUAAGUAUUAAAAAAUAAUUGAAUUUUUUUAAGCUUCAUUCAUAGCUGGUCAGCUGUCAUACCAAGAAUUCUUACGGAUUCUAAGCUUACAGAAAAAUGCCGUUUCAAUUUCACCCCAUCACUCUUGGCUGUAUACUGAUCGUGGCAGUUGGAACGGUCAUUUAUACUUACAUGACGACAAGACAACAGCCGCAAGCAUUGGGUGGUGGCAGGGGAAGAAGAUCAAGAGAAAACAUUUUCGAAGAACCCCCAUUUUCACGAACAAGACAACAAGCGCAAGAACACAUUAUUGUCAGGAGAAGGAGGUCAAGGGAAAACAUUUCUGAAGAAACCCCAUCUUUAGGAGCAGUACGACAGGUGCAAGAACACAGUAACAACGGGAGCAAUAGAUCAAUACAAAACAUUUCUGAUGAACCCCCAUCUUUAGGAGCAAGACAAGCACAAGAACAUAGUUAUGAAGGGAAUAGAGGAUCAAUACACAACAUUUCCGAAGAGCCUCGAUCUUUAGGAACUUCUAGAUCCUCUUCCUGGUCAGCACUAUCCGAUGAUAGUGAACAGUGGACAAUAAUCUCGUAAAGAGAAAUAAUAAGACAAUUGUACGAUCGUUUGCCACCUCUGAAAUGGGAAUCCAUUCUCAUUGCAUACAUAUGGCUGAACAAAACCACCUGCCCUAUGUCGGACAGAAAUCGUAUCUAGUUUUUCUCUUAUUGGACAACAUACAAAUAGUAAAAUAGUGUAACAAAGAUAAUUGUUAAGAUUAGUAUUAGUAUAUUAGUAGUAUAAGUAUACUUUAGGUAAGAAAGAGAAGUCGAUAGUUUGAGAUACAAUUAUAAGAUAAAUUUUUUUUAUUAGAAAGAUAGGUAUAUUUUUAAAAUUUUUGUUGCAACGAGAAUAUGAUUUUUUUGACUGUUUGGACAAAUUUGGAAGUACUUUCAUAAUUAUAUAUGUUAAUCCAAAAAUUUUAACGUAACAAUAGAUUUUGGCUAAAAUAACUUGGAUCAUCUAAAGUUAGUGUAGGAAAUUUACGUUACUUGAUGUUCUCGCAUUGCAACUUUUUUCAUUCUAUUUUUAGAUUUCAAAUAUUCUUAUUUGCAUGUCUUUUACUAAUAUUACGAUAAAUUAUAAAGAAGUGACAUUAAUUAAUUUAAUCAUAAUGUUUUGCAAACUUUUUGUUAAUUUACAUGUAGGUUAUAGUUUUUGGUUUGGGUAGAUGUAUAUAAAAAUCGUAUUACAUUUUAAUCAAUUUUACUUAAUUCGAAAACCUAGAAUCAACUGGAAUGGCACCCUUUAAAUUUUUUAGCCUUUUACUAGUUUGACAACAUAUUUGUUUCAUUGUUCGGUUAUUUUAUUUAUUCAAAAACAAAAUUUUAAAUCAUUUUAUUCUUAAAAAUGAUUGUGUGUAGUGGAACAUUUUUUUUGUUAGUUUUGUCAGGCACUCGUGUUUCCACGAAAAAUAAAUAUAAAAAAUGUCAUUAAAAUAAUAAUG